AGGUGUGCAGAAUGCCCCACAAGAUUGGAUUCGUAGUGGUCAGCUCUUCUGGACACGAAGACGGCUUCAGUGCUCGGGAACUAAUGAUCCACGCACCCACCGUCAGUGGAUGGAGGUCACCAAGAUUCUGCCAGUUCCCACAAGAAAUUGUUCUUCAGAUGGUGGAGAGAUGUCGAAUACGAAAACUGCAGUUACUAGCCCACCAGUACAUGAUUGCCAGUAAGAUCGAGUUCUACAUUAGUGAAAGCUUGCCGGAAUAUUUUGCGCCAUACCAAGCAGAGCGAUUUCGCAGACUUGGCUACGUCUCUCUCUGUGACAAUGAAAAGACUGGUUGCAAAGCCCGGGAACUGAAGUCUGUUUAUGUGGAUGCAGUAGGGCAGUUUCUCAAGCUGAUUUUUCACGAAAACCACGUCAACAAAUACAACAUAUAUAAUCAGGUUGCUUUGGUUGCGAUAAAUAUCAUUGGAGACCCUGCAGAUUUUGGUGACAAGAAUAAUAUUACCUCUAGAGAGAAGCUAAUUGACCAUUAUCUUGGGCAUAACCCUGAGGACCCGGCCCUAGAAGGAACUUACGCUGGGAGAUCUGACUACAUCUCCCCCCUUGAUGACCUGGCUUUUGACAUGUACCAAGAUCCUGAAGUCGCCCAGAUCAUACGCAGGCUGGAUGAGAGGAAGCGGGAAGCUGUCCAGAAGGAGCGCUACGAUCACGCCAAGAAGCUGAAGCAGGCCAUCGCCGACUUGCAAAAGGUUGGCGAGCGCCUGGGGCGGUACGAGGUGGAGAAGCGCUGUGCAGUGGAGAAGGAAGACUACGACCUGGCCAAGGAGAAGAAGCAGCAGAUGGCGCGCUACCGCGCCCAGGUGUACGAGCAGCUGGAGCUGCACGGCCUCCUGCAGGGGGAGCCUGAGACGCGAAGGCCUUUCGCCCUGCCCCUCCAGCCCCUCGCACAUCCUGGCAGUCCCCGCCACCAGAAGCCAGUGCCCUCGCCACCACAGCCAGAAGAGGCGGUGCCAGAAAACCUGCCUGCAGACCCCUUUCUUCAAGAGAAACUCUCAUCACACCCCCUGGAGACUCUUCCCCGGUGCUUUGCCGCAGACCCAUCGCCUCCCGCCGCUGGCCCUCUGCCACGAAACCCUGUGGAGACUCUGCCCUAUGACGAACGGCCCCUUCCAGCCUCUCGCAAGCCGCAGGGGGACACCUCAGGGGAGCCCGAAAUAAGCCAGGCAGACUCGCGGGGCGCUCAGAGGGGAGGCGGCACCGUGGAGCCAGAGCCCUUGACAGAAAAGGCCUUGCGAGAAGCCAGCUCCGCCAUUGACGUGCUGGGAGAGACGUUGGUUGCCGGGGCCUAUUCCAAGACGUGGUCCUGCCGAGAGGAUGCGCUGCUGGCUCUGAGUAAAAGGCUGAUGGAGCUGCCCAUCGGAACCCCAAAGGAAGAUUUAAAGAACACUCUGAGAGCGUCCGUCUUCCUCAUCCGAAGAGCCAUGAAGGACAUUGUGAUCUCGGUCUUUCAGGCAUCUCUGAAGCUGCUGAAGAUGAUAAUCACGCAGUACAUUCCCAAGCAUAAGCUGAGUAAAGUGGAGACGACACACUGCGUGGAAAGGACUCUGCCCGCACUGCUCACCAGAACCGGAGACUCCUCCGCCCGCCUUCGGGUCAUGGCUUCCAACUUUAUCCAGGAAAUGGCCCUGUUUAAGGAGGUCAGAUGUCUGCAGAUCAUCCCGCCUUCCUUGGUGCAGCCGCUGAGAGCAAACACUUCCGUCCAUCUGGCGAUGAGCCAGGUGGACCUGCUGGCCCGCCUGCUGAGGGACCUGGGCACGGAGAACUCGGGCUUCACCGUGGACAACGUGAUGAAGUUCGCAGUGAGCGCCCUGGAGCACAGAGUGUAUGAGGUUCGAGAGAUGGCGGUACGGGUGAUUCUGGACAUGUACCAGGAGCACCAGGCCCUCACCCUAGAGUACCUCCCUCCAGACGACAGCAGCACACGCCGGAAUCUUCUCUACAAGACGAUUUUUGAGGGAUUUGCUAAAAUAGAUGGCAGGCCCACGGAUGCUGAAAUUAGGGCACAGAAAAGAGCAGCUACAGAAGAAGCAGAAAAACAAAAGAAAGAGGAAAUCAAAGUUCUGCAGGGGCAGCUGGCGGCCCUGAAGGAAAUUCAGGCUGAAGUCCAGGAGAAGGAGAGUGCAGCGGUGAUGCCCGCCAUUCAGGACCCUCAGGGAAGGAGAGUGGCCCCGCCUGCUGCCCCGGACGCCCCGGACGACCAUUAUUUGGAUAAUCUCUGCAUUUUUUGUGGGGAGAGGAGCGAGUCCUUCACCGAGGAGGGCCUGGACCUGCACUACUGGAAGCACUGCCUCAUGCUGACAAGAUGCGGCCACUGCCGGCAGGUAGUCGAGAUCUCAAGCCUGACAGAGCACCUGCUGACAGAAUGUGACAAAAGGGAGGAGUUUGGAAAGUGCCACCGCUGCAGCGAGGCCGUUCCCAAGGAGGAGCUGCCCAGACACAUCAAAGCCAAAGAGUGCAACCCUGCUAAGUCAGAGAAGCUGGCGAACCGAUGUCCUCUGUGCCAUGAGAAUUUCACCCCCGGCGAAGAGGCCUGGAAGGCCCACCUGAUGAGCCCCGCCGGCUGCACAAUGAACCUGCGCAAGACCCACAUCCUGCACAAGGGCCCAGUGCCAGCGCAGGGUGAAGGCCCCACCGCAGCCAGGUCGUGUCCGUCUGUGGCCAAGAUCGGAAGUAAGAUCCCCACCCCCAAAGGAGGCCUGAGUAAGAGCUCUCGCAGGACGCACACCCAGCGGUGACAGGCCUCUGCCUCCUGUGUCUUCAUUUCCUGAUUCUAAACACAUCUGAAACUCUCUUGCA
This is a messenger RNA of Dipodomys ordii (Ord's kangaroo rat), 2853 nucleotides long. It is a transcript of the gene Cep104, whose product is annotated as centrosomal protein 104kDa. The record is from RefSeq and is a predicted model, not a curated record. NCBI's taxonomy places the organism in Eukaryota, Metazoa, Chordata, Mammalia, Rodentia, Heteromyidae. The transcript has 21 exons. Gene Ontology annotation, cellular component: cilium. The coding region runs from base 12 to 2792 and encodes 926 amino acids.